Molecule: messenger RNA, 3183 nt
Organism: Elaeis guineensis (African oil palm)
Lineage: Eukaryota; Viridiplantae; Streptophyta; Magnoliopsida; Arecales; Arecaceae
Source: RefSeq, a predicted model, not a curated record
AUGCGAUCCCCGCAAACUAGCUUCCCAACGUCAUAACCAUUCAAGCCGAUACCCCAUGGGCAUACCCCCUCCUUAAGCCGCCGGAGGUUGGAAAUUCUGUAAGAAGGGGAAUAAGAAAGAGAAAAAGGUUUAAUAAUACCCUAUAACCGGAAGGAAUCCCGAAUUCCGAUCCAUAUAAGCGAGAAUUCGAGUUCUAGGGUUUCAUAAAGUAGAAGGAGAAGGUUUAAUGGCGUCGCUCGGGUCAUUGAAGUCCUCAAUCUUUGAUAGAGAGGAGAGGAAGAUGCAAUACCAAUCUCACAUUAGAGGGCUCAAUGCCUACGAUCGGCAUAAAAAGUUCAUGAACGACUAUGUUCAAUUUUACGGGAAUACAAAGGACGUGCAUAAUGAUAUGCCCAUCAAAACAGAUCAAGACACAAUUAGAGAAGGCUACAGGUUCUGGAGCUAAAUCAAAAUUGAGGAUUUUGCAUAGUUGCACCAUGCCAUGGAAGGAUGAUCUUUUCACCGAAGUUGAAGGAUGAGUAUUUCCCCCUCCAAUUGGGAGAGUAAUGCAAACUAAUAUUUAUUUAUUAUUUAUUCUUUUCAAAAAUAUGCAUGUUUGGAGUUCCAUCACUAUUAAUUCCAUUCAUGUACUAGCUGUUUGAUGUGUAAUAGAUACACAGAUGAAGGCAAAUUUGCAUUGAGCCUAGUCUACAUCACUUUGGGCUUGUUUUGCUAACCAAGCCCGAACAAAUGCUUGGGCUUGGUUCACAAGUCCAUCUAAGCACACACAUGGUAAGUUGAGCUUGCUUAACCCAUUCACACCCUUAAUAUUGCCAAACACAUUUGAAAUCAAAACUAUAUAUAAAUAAAAUCUAGAAAAACAAACAAGUUGAUGUCCAAAUAUUUUGGUUGAAUUUGCCUUAUAGGUGUUGUUAUGAUUUGUUUCAAUUAUCUCCAUAAAAAAUCAAAACAUUUUUUAAUGAAACUGUAAACUAUGUACCAAAUCAUUGGGAAUUGGCAAUUAAAUUGGAAAGUGGAUUACCUCCAAUGGUGGAUGAGGUUUAAGAAAAAAAGAUGGAUUGUUCAAGCAUCAGAUGGUGUUGGCUUUGAUUGAGUCAAUUUUUAGGGACAAAAAGGCAAAUAUUCAUGCCUAGGUACCUAUUUGAUGCCCAUUAAAAAUAAUGUUUAAGCAUUGAAGCUUUUCUAUAGGAGUACAACUCUUAAAGUUUUCUGUAACCUACCACCCUAUCAUUGCAACUCAAUUAAAGGGUUUGUUGUCAUUGCAAAUCUGAGAGAAGUUGAGUUGUUACUAAAGCUGAUGAUGAUGGCAAACAUGAGUCUCCUCUUAGACAAGGCUCACUGUGCUAGUACCGGGGCCCGAACUGCUCGGUCAGCAACAUGGUUCUGUACGUCCCUGUGCUAUUUCACACCGGGCCUGAACUAUUUCAUACCAGGCCUGAACUGACACAGUAGAGAGGGUGGAGGGAGAAUAGGAGAGCGGAAGAGAGAGAGAAAGAGGAGGGAAGGGGAGGGAGAGGGAGAGGCAGAGAGGGCCUCCGGAGUGUGCCAAGGCUGCUAGAGGGCUGCCGUGCUUGUUGGAGGGCCGGAGGAAGGGUUUUGCCCUCCUCCUAAUUGAACUAAGGGCUUCCGCUCCUGUUUCGUUUUUUAUUUUGUUGAUUUCGGAUGAUGUCAGUAACACCAUUGUCAACUUCAUUUAAGAGGAGAGCGGAGUCCCUCCUUCAGCCCUCUAGCAGGCUUGGCAGCCCUCCAAUGGCCUCAGUGGUCUCUGGGGGCCCUUUCACCUUCUUCCUCUCCGUCCCUCUCCCCCUCUUUUUCUCUUUUACUCUCUUUCCUUCUCCCUCUUUUGCCGGCAUAGCUCGGUAUGCCUCAAACUGGGCGGUUCAGGGUAGUUCGGCAAUCAUUGCUCUCUGAUCAUUUUCAAAGAUGUUUAACUAGCCUUUAAGGGGGCAACCUUAGAUGUUGCAUGAUGUGUUGCACUUUCAACUUUGGUUAUUCUAUCCGGUCAUGUUUGUAGCUGAUUUUUAAGCAAUGCAGUAUGAGAUCUUCACUUUUCAUGAAUGAAAUUUGUAGUUCUUAAUAGAACAAAUAUGAAGUACCUAUGAUCUCUACAUCAUAAUACUUGGGUGUGUUUGAUUGGAAGUGGCAUACCUGAACUGGAAUUCUGCCUGUCAUUACUGUGCAAGUUUUGUUCAUUGAAGGUGGGGGCCAGUUUGGAUUCCAAAUUCUAUUUCUCCAUAAUGGUGCCUCUUGACCUCAUUAGGAGUGAGCCAAAAUCAAGUUCUAGGAGGUUCAUUAUUUCUGAAGAAGAUGACAUGGACUCCACUUGGGAGAAGAGGCUGGUAAAGCGUUACUAUGACAAGCUCUUUAAGGAAUAUUGCAUUGCUGACAUGUCACAGUACAAAAUGGGCCAGAUUGGCCUAAGAUGGAGAACAGAAAAGGAAGUCAUAUCUGGGAAAGGACAGUUCAUCUGUGGUAACAGGGCAUGCAACGAAAACAAAUCCUUGGGAAGUUAUGAGGUGAAUUUUUCUUACACGGAAGCAGGAGAAAGUAAACAGGCUCUUGUGAAAUUGGUAGCUUGCAAGAGAUGUGCAGAAAAACUCACGUAUAAGAGGAACAAAGAGAAGGAGCACUCCCAAGUUAGAGAGAAAGACAAGUACAAAAGAAAGAGAGAAAGAAGCAGAGAUGGUGAUAGCACAGAUGAUGAAUAUGACAAGAGUACUAACAGAAGCAAAAAGGUCAAAAGACUUCAUCUUCAGCAAAUGAUGGGAGGACUGAUGAAGAUAAUUUUGAGGAGUUUCUUGAGGGAAUGUUCCCGUGAUUGGGUCAAUCUACUGUCCCAGAAGAAGAGUAGCUUGUACCAUAUCCUCAACAUUUAAAAUUCUGAUUUUAACUAAUCAAGGAGUGUUGCUUAUAUACUCUGGUAAGCGUUGAAUGAUAGCCCGAGCGUUGAAUCUUUUCUAAUUUGUUGUAAAUUUGGGGGCAGCAAUGUUACUUACAGUUUUAGCAUGUCUUAGUGGGGUCUGUGCUAUUUGCCUUUGAUUAUGAAAAAAGAAAAGUGAGAAUGAGGUUAGCUUCAUUUGGAAUUUCAGGGAGCAAAUAGUUUACAAAUGAAAAAGAAAUGUGAAAAUUAUGGAAAUAACGUUACAAUACUCAUUAUCUAUUCAAACAUGUGAUAUCAUCAAA